Molecule: messenger RNA, 5976 nt
Organism: Portunus trituberculatus (swimming crab)
Lineage: Eukaryota; Metazoa; Arthropoda; Malacostraca; Decapoda; Portunidae
Gene: dome
Exons: 25
Coding region: 564-4736 (1390 amino acids)
Biological process (GO): axon guidance
Cellular component (GO): neuron projection
Molecular function (GO): protein binding; transmembrane-ephrin receptor activity
Source: RefSeq, a predicted model, not a curated record
AACAGUGACGGAAAACUUUAAACUGUUAUAUUGGAGUGUUAUUGUUAAUUUGGGAAGCUAAAAUGGACUUAGAAGUGAAUGUGCAGUGUUGACCAUAACGAGAAGGUUGCUUUGCUUCUCUCGCCGUGUGAAGCAAGUUAUGCGUAGUGGUGGGAUACAGUGCGGAGGAAAGACUCAGGAUUAACAACAGAAAAAGGAACGGAAGAAAUUUAGUGAUUACAAAAUUGAAACAAGAAAAACAAAAAGAAGAGCUGAAAACAACAGUGAUAAAAGGAGAAAGUGAUUAAGUGGAACGUUUGUGUGUUUGUGUCUUCCUGAUCACGACUCGAGGACACUCACACACACACACACACACACACACACACACACACACACACACACACACACACACACACACACACACACACACACACACACACACACACACACACACACACCUGGAGACUACGGCACCUUUCAUCGCCGGCCGGAGCAACGCCUCGCUUCCAAGAGGCCAUCAUGGAAAUAGAGAAAGAGUAAGGGGGAGUGUCUCUUCCUUCCCCAUCACUCUUUCCUCAGCCAUCAUGUCACAUUCCUGGAGGGGUGCAGUGGCCUUGCCGCUCACACUGCUGGGUCUUGCUGCCCUGUGCCAAGCCACUUCUGUUCAUGACUACAAAUGCUUCAAAUUUCAGCGUUCUGGAAUAGGAACAAUUGAGCCAAAUGGUGACAUUAUUCUUGAAGUUGGGUCUUCCUAUGAAGCCUAUUGCCUCUUCAACCCAGCGAAGGUGCAGGUGGAUGAUGUGUUCUUUAAGACCACAGGGAAUGAUGGAAGACGCCUCGAUCAUGAAGUAGUGAACAGUUCUGCCAUCAAGGUGCAAGUGACACACAAUGAGCCAACACAGUACCUCCUCAAGUGUUCGGCAGGGGGUGAUAUCAUUUGUCGGCGCUCAGUAUUUGUUGGACAUAAACCAGAAGAUGUUCAGAAUUUCACCUGUGUGUCCAUGAACUGGGAGAGCCUGAACUGUUCAUGGAGUGUUCCUGAAAAUCCAGUUAAAGUUACAUAUUCACUCACGUAUGUUAUUCAAGACUACACAAAAGAGCCAAGGGACUGUCCUCAGAGGGAAAGGCAACAAAACUGGUGUUUCUGGCACGGAGUAGAUUUUGUUAGUGGACGACAAAACUGGACUAUAAUAUUUUCAGCAAUUAACAACCUUACUCAAGACCCUGUUGAAUUUAAGCAUAAUGUAGAUCUUUAUGCCAGUGUUAUACCUGGGAAGGCAAGCAACUUUAAGGUUGAUGCCCUUGGACCUCGGGAAGUAAUCUUGAAAUGGAAUCUCCCACACCCAAUUGAUGUGUUUACUGAUGGGAAAGUCACCCAAGAAAUCAAGUACAGAAUAAAGCCAUUCAGAAAUAUAGAUGACUACAGUCCUUGGAAAGUGAUUGAUACGUGGGAAUAUGCUCCCAAACGAUUUAACAGGAAGACCUUCAAUAGGACUAUAAGUGACCUUAAGCCCUUCGUUGAGUAUGAGUUCUGUGUGCGCCUACACACUGGGACGGGCCCAAUCCGAGAAGAAAUGUGGUCUGAGCCAGCUCUUGUGGUUAAGAGGACAAAAUCCACUCGACCAAUGGUCGCUCCCCUAACCACCCCAGGGAUGUUUGAGAUUGAAGAAAACAAACUACAACGGGAUGUCUACAUCAACUGGCAGACAGUUGAUCCCUUGGAGGAAAAUGGGCCAAACUUUACCUAUGAAGUGCAGAUGUUUGAUGACAGCAAUGGGAGGCGUUUGCGCAAUCCACAGAGCACUGAACGUGGUUUUAUAAAGUUUAGGAGCUUGGAAAAUACCAUAACUUACAGGGUUGAGAUUACACCUAUGAAUGAUCAUGGUCUUCCUGAAGAUCCAAAUGUGAAGUCAGUGGUGAUUGUGCCUAAUAAAGCAUCCUUGCUAGAUGUCCCAGACUACUUCAAGGUUAUUGCUUAUUCAGGGAAUGAUACCACAACUUACAUGGCAAGGUGGCAAAUUCCUGAGGUGACCCUUGCAAACACCAAUAUAGAAACAGUAACUCUAUAUUGGUGUAAACAAACAGAUUAUGAAAACCGUUGUCAGAAUAAAUUAAGAUGGGAGAUCAUCAGUGACCCAGCCUUAGGUGUGAAAAGUCUUACUGGCUACGAUCCUUCAUCUCGCCAUAUAUUUGGGAUUUCUGUCAACACCCACAAUUCAUCCAGCGGAAUUAAAUGGAGUGGCUGCAUUGCCACUCACGGUGAACAACAGCCUGCAAUAGAUGAAUUCAAUUAUACAAAUGUGCUUUCAUCAGAAGUAAAGUUGAAAUGGGAUCUUGAAUGUAAGGCUCAAGCUGCACAACCAAUUGCCUUCAACAUUUCGUACUGUGUUCUUGAAAAACUUGCAGAGAAAUGUGCUGAACCUGAGAAGUUCAUAAAAGUGGAUGGAGAAAGUACAGUUCAAUAUACAGUGAGGAACCUUCAUGCAUACAGAGACUACAGCUUUAGUAUUGCCACCAUAUCUGAGGAACUUGGUCUUGGAAAGUGGAGUCGCAAUGUUCGUGUGAAGACUAAACCUGCCAAACCAAGUGCUGCUCCUCAAAACAUCACUGUGGUCAGCAAAGGCAAAACAUGGAUCUAUUUAUCCUGGAAUCCUCCACCAGAACCACAACAGAAUGGAGAUAUAGCCAUGUAUGAUAUCUGGUAUAAAGUGAAGGGGUUGCCAAGUGUCCCAUCUUAUGUAAAAGACAAUGUUCUCCAAUACAAUUUCACAAGUCUGGAUGCCUUCACUGAGUAUCAAUUUGAUAUUUUUGCUUGUACAUGGGUCAGUAAUGAAGCAGCCUGUGGGAAACAUCCUGCAAGCAUUGAAGUGAAGACAAAAAUUGGAGCUCCUGGAAAAAUAAAUUCAUUACAAUAUGAUGCCCUUUGGUUGAAGUGGGAUCACGAUGAGUGUAAUGGACCAAGUUGUUCUUAUGAACUACAAUACACAAUCAAUGACACCAGCUUUACGUACAAUACUGCUAUUAAUAUUUCUGCUGUCCCCAUAAGAGAUCUCAAUAUAACAUGCCCAGUAGAUCAGGGAUACAUCCCAGUCAAGUUACGUGCUGUGAACACAGAUGAAGAAAAUCAACGUUUGACUGGACCUCAAGAGGAUUGGAAGAUUCCUAGCCCUUGCCAAGAACCAGGUUUGGGCAUUGGGAUCAUCGUGACUAUCGUUUUCCUGUGCAUCAUCACCACCCUGUUUAUCCUUGGCAUAUUCACCUAUGGAUGGGAGCAAGUCAAGACAUUCAUGCGCAAUCUAAAAAUAAAGCCAAAUUUGCCAAUCGGCCUGGCUCCACAGAAUCAGUCUCCAAGUAAGAGCAAAAAGAAGUGGUAUGCAAAUAUGUCAUUAAGCAAAGAAGCUAUAACAACGAACUCAUCAUCUUUCAAACCUUCAGAGAAGCAAGAUCUCAUUGAUCCUGGGAAUGAACGACAACACCGCAACUUCUCUGGAGACUCCGGGACAUCAGUGGCUGACCCAGCAGACUCUUCUGGCUGUUCCACAGGUGGGGACUCGGUGUCCUCCUCAGGAAGUGACCGCAUUCCCCCGUCCUCAGACUCAGGAACAGUGCAGGAAGAAACUGGUUUUGCUUCAGAAGUAAGACUGAGAACAGCCCCACCAUAUGUACUCCAGGGAUUGCCAGACAAGGUGCCUAGCAUGAAAGGUUAUGUGUCAGUUGGUUCUGUUCCCAACUUGGCAGUAUCAACAACAGAUGGAGUGUCCUCCUUGCAGCAGUCAAACCCAAGUCUUGGUCUAGAACCACUGCAAGAGGUGCCCAUGGGAGGUCGGCGUACUUCAACCGGAUACAUUAGUAUGCCAACCAAUGAGAGUGAUGGGAUGAGCUUUCCUCUGGAGGACUUAGGGAAUCUAGUUCUUCCUCAUGAACGUCAGCCAGGUGACUUACUGGCAUACUCACGCCACUACAUGCCAUACAAAAAGGCAUCUGAUUUCUCACCCUACUCAAAAGCUCAGUCAUUACCAUGGCUAAACACUGGCUAUGUAGCAGUUUCUCAGGCUGAAGAUGGUGGACAGGCUGUGCCAGGGGCACAAGGAUAUGUAGCAGUGGGUGAUGCCAUGAAUCUAAUGAAGAGGCAACCAUCUCUUCCUUCACUUCCAAUGAUUGUCAGUAAACCACUAACCACACCUGAUCAAGACCUACCUCCAGGGGCCUACUGCAAACUGGGUGCACGUGGAUCACCUGACCCACCUCCAAACUCCCUUGGAUAUGUUAGUGCAACUCAACAUAUGCCCAUGCCCAAUGCCUUAGCAAUGAGCCCUCCUGUAUAUAAAUCUCCUUAUGUUACUUGUGCAAUGGCAGAAUCGGUGGUGUCUCCUAAAAAGGAACCAAGGAAAACAACGGACUAUGUUGCUCUAGGUGACACUCCAGAUGGACAAUGGGCUCAUCCCAUUAUACAUCCCAUGACUCCAGAAGAGACAAGAGAUGUGCUGUCUGCCCCCGUUGAAGGCUCCAGAGGUCGAGUCAUGCAACCAGUUAGGCCAAACAGCUCCGAAACAAACAACAACAGAGGGAGCAAUCAGUUUGCCCCAUCAGGCCACUCUCUAUCAAAGCAGAGCUCAGGUUAUGCAUCAGGCAAUGUAUCCCAAGAAACGUUAACUUUUCAUGAUCCUCUUGUUAUGUCUCCUAAGAAGCUCCUAACACGUAGUUAUGAGCCUCACUCUGUAGUUUACUCACCCCAUCACAAGCCCUCAAUGGUGUGAAGUUUGUCCAAUUGUAAACUGUAUUGUAACAGUCAUUGAUAGAAAACUUCUCUUCCACUUCUCCAAAUAAGUUUUAACCAAUUUUAAAACUUAUUUUGUACAUUACGAGUUACUACACUUAUGCUUGAGGUGUCAUUUUAAGUUACUGCAAAAUUAUGCAAACUGCAAAAAAAAAUUCAAUAUCAGAUAAUACUGAUGGAUGAACUGUGGCUCUUGUCAGCAAUUGUUUGCCAGUGCCACUGAAUUGUUGUAUAAUUUUUAAGCUGAAAAGUGAACAGUGUAAAUGUUACCUCACUGACCAUGUGAAAGGUGCAUAGUGGAAGAUGGGCCAGCUUCACUUCAUUUUUCAUUUUUUUCUUUUCAUCAUUGUGGUACACUUUUAGAAAGUACAAAGACAUAUUCCCAAUAGUUGGUUUUGUGCCAGUAGAAAGUGAUGCAUUCACAGUCUAAGGUUCCAGUGUCAGGUUAGUGUUGAAACUGAUCAGGUAAUGUUACUUAAUGGUAUUUUGAAAUUUAUGUGCCAUGAUAUCUAGUAGAUGAACUACUAGAGGAGUUAGUGAUUGAUUUCAUUACACAAUCCAUAGGAAAUAUUGCUCUCACUUUUUUAACAUUCAAAUUCAGUGUAACUGCUUUUAACAAAAUUUCAUAUUUGGAGUCUCAUUGACAACUAGUUUGUUGCUAUAUUAUAGUUAUUUUAGAGUGGAUUACUAAUAUACAUCAGAAACUCAGAAGCCUCUCCAAAGAUCUUUUAACUGUGAGUCUUGAAAGUUGUGCAAGCAUUGCCAUUUUUUUUUUAAUUGAUGGGCAGUUUUAUGGUAAGCUCCAUUGUUUUGAAGCAUUGUUCUGCUGGUACAUGAAAGUGAACCACUACUACAUAAGGUGAGUGGGAUGACAGGUGUUGAGGGUGGCUCUGCACAUGAGGCAGGGGAGGCUAUCCAGUGUGGAAUCCUCAGCUCAUUGCAAAGUAUAGAUAGUUGACUGUGUGUUGAGAGUUUAUGCCACAUUUUUGAAUGCUCAAUAUAUCUCAUUUUGAAUACUCAGUUUCUGUAUAGAAGAGAGAUUUAUGGGUUCAGUGUUGUCUUUUAUGUUUACUGUGUGAGUUGUACUCAGAAGAGUAGGGAGUGGGGUGACCAAUGUAAACCAUUAUGCGUUUUCCUCUCCACUGCAGCAAGAGACCUUUAACAAUUGCUUUAUAUGUCUUGCAUUGUGAAAAAAAGUAAUUAUAUGUAUCAAGAAGAAA